Molecule: messenger RNA, 3511 nt
Organism: Drosophila montana
Lineage: Eukaryota; Metazoa; Arthropoda; Insecta; Diptera; Drosophilidae
Gene: Grip91
Product: gamma-tubulin complex component 3
Exons: 6
Coding region: 352-3090 (912 amino acids)
Biological process (GO): microtubule nucleation; spindle assembly; mitotic cell cycle
Cellular component (GO): spindle pole; equatorial microtubule organizing center; centrosome
Molecular function (GO): gamma-tubulin binding; microtubule minus-end binding
Source: RefSeq, a predicted model, not a curated record
AACCUGCUAGCAUCCCUCGUUUUUUCUUAAUUGUUUGGCAGCAAACAAAUUCAAACGAGCUCUUUGCCUUUAUUAUUAUUAACAAAUAGUAUCCAGUUAGGCGCUUUACCGUUUUAGUUUUGUUUUUGAGUUGCCAUUUUUAGCAUGUGAAUUGAGACAUUCGAUAGGAAAGCACAAGUGAAGUCUGUGCAGCUGUGUUAUCCGCUCAUUCGUCCAGCAGUUGUUGUUUUUCACCUCGCCGCCAAUUUUGGCACAAACACAAACGCGCGCGCCUCCCAUAAAUUUGGCGAACGAUUUUAUAUAUACUAUAAAUUGGCAAACGAAGUACUUUAGCAAAACAACAACAACAAAAUGUCUAACUCGAAUAACAACACAGGUAGCAAAAAUAUUGGGUAUGAAUUUAAAAGCCUUAUAUCGAAACUCAGGGAGGGCGUACACCCCAAGGACUCGCAGGAAUUAUUAGAUCGAAUGGUGCCGCUUGCCGUGCAGUAUAUUAACAAGUGCCCCGAUAUAUUUGAUAGUCCACCGCCACUGACCGAGGAUGAUUGCUUAGACAAGAUUAUGACUAUAUUGGAGUCGAACCCGAUGUGGGGUGAGGAAGAUAAGCCUGGAUCGGUCUUCCACGAGCAUUACGUUGUUGCCUCCUGUGAGAUUGAAGAUCAGCGUAUGCGGGACCUUCUAUCGAAUCUUAUAUUGUUUAGCCUGGAAACUGAUGCACAGUACGUCCCCUUGAACGAAAUUGGGCAGCAACCUAGUCGACGUUCCAGAUCGUCAAUUAAAGUGGACAACACGAACAGGAGCUCGUGCAGCAGCAUCCUCCAAUCUAAUGGAAUAGGCUUAAAUGGCAAUAAAAAUGGGAUGUCAGUAAAGCCCUGCAGCUACGAUCCGACACAGACGAGCGUGGGUCUAGGCAACCUACCUUUGCCCAACUACAUCCUGGAUACAACAAAGCAAAAUAACGUCAAUACCGAUCAUGAUGUUGUGCAGAACGCAAUAUAUUCCUUUAUGGGCGUACAGGGAAAGUAUCUUAAGAAGGAUGUUAUUACGGGGCGCUUCAAGCUUGAUCCGCUUACCAUGAAGACCAUCUCACCAGUGCAGUGUGGUAUGCUAUUGCGGCUGUCCGAGCUAGGUUAUUAUCAUGAUCGGGUGUCCAAAUUUUCGAAUACAAUGACCGGCUACAAUGCCAUGGGCAGUAUGGGCCAGGCAUUCAUGGCGAAGCUGAAACUGGAGAUGAGCGAAUUUCAUGGGCAGGUGGCACUCUUGCAGGAUCAGCUCAACGCAUUUCGUCAGACGCAGAUGCGAGACUUCGUCGAUCGCGAUCAGAGCUGGUUGGACAGACAACGCGAGCAGCUGACGCUAAUGAAGCUGCUUUGCUGGUACAUGGAGCCACUGCGGCGCAUGCAAUGGCUAACAAAAAUCGCAGAUGCCUGCCAGCUAAAGAAGGGCGGUGACCUGGCCUCCGUGCUAUAUAAAUUUCUAAACAAUGGUGAUCCCAUGAUCAAUAAACUGGCCAAUGACCUGUUGACCGUGAGCUGUGGACCAUUGGUACGCAUGAUCUCAAAAUGGAUGCUCGAGGGUGGCAUCGAGGAUAGCCACGGGGAAUUCUUUGUUGAAUCGCUUGACGAGGUCGGCGCUGAUCGACUCUGGCACGAUAAGUUUCGGUUGCGGCACAGCAUGCUACCCAAAUUUAUCACACUUGAACUGGCCGACAAGAUACUUAAAACCGGCAAAAGCAUUAACUUCUUGCGUGAAAUAUGCAAAAUGGAGGAAGCUGUAAAGGGCCGUAAGGAGCUUAAGUACGUUAUUGACAAUCAUGUUUCCCACAUCUUUUCGUACGUGCCAGACACAACCUGGCAUGCGGCCAUUGAGACUUGCUAUUCGCAAACUUCUAAGCAUGUGCUGGACAUUAUGGUUGGACCACACAAGCUGUUGGAUCAUCUGCAAGGGAUGCGUCGCUAUCUAUUGCUUGGCCAAGGCGACUUUGUCAGCAUUUUCAUCGAGAACAUGAAGGAUGAGCUGGAGAAAAUUGGCACCGACAUUUACUCACACGAUCUAUCCGCAAUGCUUGAUGCCGCCCUGCGCUGCACCAAUGCCCAGUAUGAUGAUCCAGAUAUACUUAAUCAUUUGGAUGUGGUGGUUAAGACGCCAUAUGCCGGUGACUGCGGCUGGGAUGUCAUCUCAUUGCAAUACACGGUCCGUGGACCGUUGGCCACCAUGCUGGAACCCGCAAUGCCCACAUACAAGGCGCUAUUCAAGCCACUCUGGCGCAUCAAGCACAUGGAAUUCGUAUUGUCCACAAAAAUUUGGAAGGUACAAAUGGGCAACGCCAAGGCAUUGCGUUCGAUGGGCAGUGAGAUUGCCAAAGCCACCUACCGAUUGCAUCUGUUCACGUCGGAAAUCAUGCACUUUGUUCAUCAAAUGCAGUACUAUGUACUCUUCGAAGUGAUCGAGUGCAACUGGGUGGAACUGCAGAAACGCAUGCAGCAGGCCAAGGCUUUGGAUGACAUUCUCGACGCGCACUCCAAGUUUUUGCACGCGAUCAGCAUUGGAUGCUUUGUGAACACGUCAACGAACAUGGAAAGCCAUCUUGAGGUGGUUUAUGAGAAUAUCAUUUCGCUGGAAAAUUGGCAGGCCAACUUUUAUCAAGACUGCUUCGCUGAAUUGGAAGCACGUCAGCAAAUGGCUAAAACAAUCGCCGAUUCCGAACAGGCCGGACGUUAUGGUCUGACCACUGUACAAAAAAUGGAACGCGAUCAGGAGCGCAAGAUAUUCGAGCAGAAGCUUAUAACCUCCUGUCGGACGCUUGAAGGAUUUGCCGUGUCCUAUGGGAAAGCAGUAGGUGGCUUUCUGCUGGCGCUUAACUCCAGCGACGAUCCCAAUCUUCAACUGUUUGGCACCCGUCUGGACUUCAAUGAAUAUUAUAAAAAGCGGGAUACAAAUCUCAGCAAACCGUUAACCUUCGAGCAUUGGCGUUUGAGCAAUGUGUUUGGCACCUCCAAAAGCCACAUGGGAGGUCGCUACAGCAUGCAUCCGCAAACACCAUCACAGUUUGCAAACCAUGGUCACACUCAAUUACUGUCCUGGGACUAACGGUUAACUCAGGCGGAAGAUUGUGAUACUCACAAUCAGGAAGCGCUUUAUCCCAGUGCCAACAACAAUGACAACAACGACGACAACAACAAUAGCCGAGUAAAAGACAACAGUUCUGAUCGAGUUGAUUUGGCUCGACGCCCACUUUUAAAAUACAGGGCUGCAAAUUGUUGCGAUGUCAUGUAAAUUGCAUCGUGCUUUUAUUUCGUCAUCAUUAGGAAAGAUAAACAAAAGUAUUUAGCUUAAAAGGCCAUUACCGCACGCGAGCUACCUGCAUAUUGUUGUUACAAGACAAGCGUUUUUAAAUGUAUCAUAAUUGCCAAAAUAUCCCCAGGAAAGUAUUCUAUUCUACUCACACCUCUCCGAACCAGAAGUAAGAAGCAAAGAACAUGCACAGUUAAAACGAAACGUUUUUUUUUUU